Messenger RNA from Ochotona curzoniae (black-lipped pika), 4544 nucleotides. RefSeq names its product serine and arginine rich splicing factor 11 (gene SRSF11). Gene Ontology annotation, cellular component: nucleoplasm. The record is from RefSeq and is a predicted model, not a curated record. Lineage: Eukaryota; Metazoa; Chordata; Mammalia; Lagomorpha; Ochotonidae. Bases 1240 to 2379 code for a protein of 379 amino acids. Gene Ontology annotation, biological process: RNA splicing. The transcript has 11 exons. Gene Ontology annotation, molecular function: RNA binding.
UCCAUGAUCCGGACUCAGCAGUUGUGGCACAGCACCUGACAAACACUGUAUUCGUUGACAGAGCUUUGAUAGUCGUACCAUAUGCAGAAGUUCUUUUCCCUGGUUCAGCCUGAACUAUAUACCAGGCCCUGCUGAAAAUACCACCCAACAGUUUUCUUCUGCAGCUUAUCCAGUUUCUCUUAAGUGCCCUGUACAUAUUGUAUGUUUUAUGAUGAGAUGCAGUUUCUUAAUAUGUAUUACAGAAAUACUACUGGUAUUUGCAAAUAUGUAGUUUAAUUGUAUUAUUGAACUCUCAUUUUGGGGGCUUGGGCACAUUAACAGAUUAAUCCAUCUGAAUAGGGCUUUUGCUGUUGGAUAGAAUUUAAAUUGUCAAAUAUUUGUCGUAGGACCCUUAGAUUUUAUCUGAAUACACAGAUUAGGCUUUAAAAACAGACAUAUUUGUCACUUUUUUCUUAAGGAGUUCGGCUUCGUUAGCUUUCGAACUGACAUUAUAUAGCAGCAUUUUUGGUAUGGUUAGCAUGGCACUUGUUGGAUCAUAAAGCAUUUUACUGUACAGGUAAGGAAUGUGCCAUGUUGUUUUACUUAUUCUCUCUCUCACUCACACAUGCACACACAUACACAUUCUUUGUGUAUUCAGAGACCUCAAGCAUUCAUACUCAUUUUCAUGAGCCAGCAAAAGCCCUACGCUUGAUUCCAACAGAAUAUUUCCUUUACAUACUUUUCUUCUCUUAAUUUUUACAAAAUUUGUGUGGUAGGUGUAAAAGAAAAUCAUAGUAACUGUACCAUAUUAUUAACCCCUAAAUCAAACUUUUUUUGUCUUGUGUAUCUUGAUUUUUCUGUGUGCUUUAUAGUGAAGCAGCCGACACGAGUCGUUGUUCAUAAAACAGCUUUUGAAAGUUGAGAGCACACCCCUGGAGAACCGACUGUGCUUGCUUACGUUUGGUUCAUGACUUAAAAAUCGAGUACAGGUGAUGAAAUCUUGGCAGUGUUAACAAAAAAGUAGUGUGUAUUGUGCUAUUUUUUUUACUCUAGAAACUUAACCAUUUGUAGAGAAAAAGGAAACAAGUUUUCACACAUUGAAGUUUCAUUCUGACAUAAAAUUAAUGAUAAAUAAUCAUAGCAGUCAAGCUUUAUAUUUUAGCGAACAUAAGUACUGUUCAACAAACUCAGGUGGUGUAUCAGGGAGACAUUUUCUGGGUGUUUUUGUGUGUGUUCUGUACUGGAAAAGAAUGUCUUCUAAUGCAAGGAUGUUUCUCUGCAGGAGUUAUUCCUGAUGAGACUAAGGCUUUGUCUCUGUUGGCACCAGCUAAUGCAGUGGCAGGUCUUCUGCCUGGUGGUGGACUCCUGCCCACGCCUAACCCUCUUACACAGAUUGGCGCUGUUCCAUUGGCUGCUUUGGGAGCUCCUACUCUUGAUCCUGCCCUUGCUGCACUUGGGCUUCCUGGAGCAAAUCUGAACUCUCAGUCUCUUGCCGCAGAUCAGUUGCUGAAGCUUAUGAGUACUGUUGAUCCAAAGUUGAAUCAUGUAGCUGCUGGUCUUGUUUCACCAAGUCUAAAAUCUGACACCUCUAGUAAAGAAAUAGAGGAAGCUAUGAAAAGAGUACGAGAAGCACAGUCCCUGAUUUCUGCUGCUAUAGAGCCAGAUAAAAAGGAUGAAAAAAGAAGACAUUCAAGAUCAAGAUCACGUUCAAGAAGGAGGAGGACUCCCUCCUCUUCAAGGCACAGGCGAUCAAGAAGCAGAUCAAGAAGACGAUCCCAUUCUAAAUCAAGGAGUAGGCGACGAUCCAAAAGUCCAAGGCGGAGAAGGUCUCAUUCCAGAGAGAGAGGUAGACGGUCAAGGAGCACAUCAAAAAACAGAGACAAAAAGAAAGAAGACAAAGAAAAGAAACGUUCCAAAACACCACCAAAAAGCUACAGUACAGCCAGACGUUCUAGAAGUGCAAGCAGAGAAAGACGACGAAGACGAAGCAGGAGUGGAACAAGAUCUCCUAAAAAACCCAGGUCUCCUAAACGAAAAUUGUCACGGUCACCAUCCCCUAGGAGACACAAAAAGGAAAAGAAGAAAGAUAAAGACAAAGAAAGAAGCAGAGAUGAAAGGGAACGAUCAACAAGCAAGAAAAAGAAAAGUAAAGAUAAAGAAAAAGACCGAGAAAGAAAAUCAGAGAGUGAUAAAGAUGUAAAACAGGUUACUCGGGAUUACGAUGAAGAGGAACAGGGAUAUGACAGCGACAAAGAGAAAAAAGAGGAGAAGAAACCAACUGAAGCCAGUUCACCUAAAACAAAGGAAUGUUCUGUGGAGAAGGGAGCUGGUGAUGCACUAAGAGAAUCCAAAGUAAACGGGGAUGAUCAUCAUGAGGAAGACAUGGAUAUGAGUGACUGAGCGUUGCCGCUCUCGGACUGCAGCUGUACACAUGCAUCAGUGUCAUUCCUUUGUGUGAUUUCUUAAUGCUGUAUUUGUUCAUCUCAAACCUAGAUGUACACAGCUGAGUUUCAAAGGUUAUAAAGCUUCUGACAGUGGUAGUAUUGACAUCAGAAGGCUUUUUGAAAGUGGUAGUGGGUAAACAGUUCGUGUGGUGAAAGCUGAUUGAAGAACCAAGCAGUUUUACUAUUCUGGUGCUGCUUCUUAACAAAAGUGAAAAAGCUGCAUGCAUCUACAGCAGGCAUGGAUUGUUUAUGUUGUAUGAUCUCCCUAUUAUGUGAGUUCAUUUAGACUAUUUCUAAAAUUUGAUUCAUUGCCGAAAUAGCACCAUGUAGGGAAUGCACUGAUUGCAUGUUACUGUGGCAAGAAUAUCCUAAAUGUCAUUAAAAUCCUUCACCAUGAUGGAUCUACUUACGGUCUUGUUUAUCAACAUGAGAAAUUAAUAUUUUUAGAUUACAUCUGGAAAUGAGCAUUUGCGAUAAAUGAUCCUUUGAGCCUUAUGGCUAAAUUUUUGUGGCUUUUGUUUAACUUUGAGAGGUUGUAUAUGCACUAACCUUUUUUGAUGACUGAUUAGGGUUUAAUUACAGAAAUAAGAUUUGAAAGAAAAUUGUCUUUCGCAGUGGGUAAAUAGCGUAAUUUGAAGUAGAGUUGUAUAAUUUUUCGUUAGGUGUUUAGGGAUAUGAUAUUUUUUCCUAAAAUAAUUUAUUCCAUCUCUACAUCAGUGAAAGCUAUCCACCUGUUCAGAGUUCUGUAAAAUAAAGUUAACUGUUCUGAUUUGCAAAGUUUUAAACUCACUGUUGGAAAAAGGGGUAGUGCAUUUUAAAUUGAACUUCAUAUGCUUUUAAAAUAAGACAAAUCCACUUGAUAAUGUACUUUUAUUUGAUCUCAAGUUGUAUAAAACCAAUAAAUUUUGUGUUACUGUUAUUACAGUAGUGAUCAUAUGCAUACAGUGAUUUCAUGUUAUACAAAGUAGUUAGGCAACUUGUUCUUAGUUACACGAGUUGCAAGCUUCACUUUUGUGCAGCAGAUACAGAAGUAGGCUACAGUCUGUGCCAUGUUGAUGUACAGUUUCUGAAAUUGUUUUACAAGACUUUGAUAAUAAAACCCUUAAACUUAUGUUCAUGUUCCUGUAAAACUGUAUUUGUAUUUAUUUAUGCAAUUGAAUGUAUGACAUUUACCUCAGUCGUUUUACAAAUUUAACUUCUUUCUUUGUUUUAGUAAGAAGAUAAAAAUCCAUUACUAAGUAGUUGAUAGUCGCCAUUAUAAUUGUAAAAAUGAUUAAUUUUUAUCUAAAGCAGCCUUAGCUUAGACAACCUAAUUUCUUAUAUUUUGGGUGUAGGAAUCGGGUUGGAUAAUGCAAUGAACUUUAGGAUAUACAGUGAUCCCGCUAUAUCUAGAAAGUUUAUAUAUUUUCAGUGAAAUAUAAAUAUUUGCCUUUUCUGGAAUAGCAUAGAAGCUGUCAUGUAUCUACUGUAUAGUGCAAAAUAGCAUAUUUAUUCAUUAAAUGAGUUAAGUUUGGGUGGCUGGGAAUAAGGAAAAAUGAGACUUGGAAUUGUAGCUUCCUGGCUUUCUUCCAAGUUUUGACAAAAAAUUUUUUUUACCUUCAAAAUUCAAAUGCCAUAUAGAAAAGCAACGCUGUUUUUUACAGUUUGUAGUAACUUUUAGAAGAUUUUAUCAAAAGGAAUAUUUGUCUAUAGUGAGUUUAAUAAGUUCUAGCGCUGGCCCUAAUCACUGCAUUUUUUUAAAUCACAUGUUGAACACAGAUGACAUUUAAACUUAACACUUUUUAAUAGAUGAAAUUGAACGAUGUAACAUGGCCAUUUUUUCAAAGCAUUGACAAUUUCAUGUGGCAAUUUUCAUAUUUGGAAUCUUUCCUCGCUUGUCACCUCUGAAUCCAGACAUUCUCCCUUUUUUCAAGGACUGGGAAACUUGCUGGUUUUAAAGUAGUUCCACUGACUUAAGACAGUACAGUGACAGGAAUCUGUAGUAUUUCAGUGAACAUUUUCUAUACAAGGUAGUGUUGCACAAAGCCACAAGCCUUUUAAGAUAAGCAGUGAAUUCAAGUGAACACUGCCUCCACUCUGAGCUUUGUUCUGUAUGAAAUAAAAGUGGUUUUGUUAGAAAAA